CUCCCUCAUAAUUUCCAUUUUCCUUCGGCUUCCUCUCUCUCUCUCUCUCUCUCUCUCUCUCCCUGCGAGUCUCGAUCUCAACCUGCGACAGUCCCCCCCGAUCUCACCCUGACCCAGUCCCCCUGACCCUGAUCCAGUCCCCCCCGACUCUCGUCUCUCUCUCGCCGAGUCACCGCGUGACCUCACCCUGACCCAGUAACCACCCCCGCAGGCAGCGGUCGACACGGUGAAGUUUGAGGACAGUGGGGGAGUGAAAAUUUACCGUUCGGAUUCCUAGGGAAGCGAGGUCGGAUGAAGGGGAGCCAAAAGACAGCGCCGGAAAUUGAGGGCUCUGCACGGAGUGGAGGCCGGUGCCGAACGGAGGGAGAGGGAGAGGGAUUUUGUCAAUAUGGGUUUCGGGUUAGGUCAUCUGUAUGGAUGGGAGGGAAUUUCUAUUUCAGAUCGAUUUUCCUUUUUUUUUUUUAAAUAAUUACGUGGCAUGCCAUGUGGCAUGACGCGUCAGUCGGGACUGAACGUCAGGACAUAACCUCGGUGACUGUAGAAGAACUCCAAGUUAUACUAUGAGGUGCAGUAAAUCAAAAGCAAAAAAGUCAUACUCCCACCAAAGGCGUAUUUUGCAAAAUAAUAUCAACGAAAUUUGUGCUUCCGUUUCCUUGCUGGUGGGAGUGUUCUGCUGGUUUCCUCUUCUCUCCAUGUGCUUCUUGUUUUUCACACUCACCCCUCGAACACAUACACAGCACUGACCAUACUUUUUGAGGUUAGACUUCUCAAGGCUUAAAGUCUUGUACCUUGCUGUCCAGACACUCAGGGAGUCCGGCCAUGAACACGUUUUCGACGCCGUCCAACACCCGCUUCAGCUCGCUCAAACCUCCGCCCUCUUGGAGAUUAUUCAUGGUCUAGUAGAUUGGUUCCAGGUUGUAUUUGACGUGGGGUAUCUUGUGGAGUAUCCCUCAGACUCAGAGUCACAUACUUGUGACCUCCCUGGUGAUCAGCUGGUCCAUCACUGAGACUCAUCUGGUGUAAGAUAUCCUAAUUCUACAUUUUCAGAGCCUCAACCAAGAAAAAUUGCUUUAGGUCUAAUGGCUGCUAAAACUUGCUUUUAAAUUCAAGAUUGAAGGAAUGGAGAAGUUGAAGUGCACAUAGAGCAAAGGAUUAAUAUUGAUCAACAAAGAUUCUCUGGCUGCUACAGUUCACAGCUAUCCUACCAUCUUUUUGCAGGAUAAAUGGAGCCUAGAUGGAAAGGAAAGGGCUUCAAGGCUAAAGCUCUUGCAGAGCCCAUUUCAAAGAUUGUAUCCCAACUGCGGUCAUCUCUAAUUCAAUCAGAUGCUCACGGAUUGCUAGUUGGGUGCAGUGUACUAAUAGCAGCAGAAGCAGAACAAAUUGAUCUUCUCGAUCGUGCAUGCUUUGGUAACCACAAUACUACAGCUGAAAAGGACAAGGAGUGGUUUCAGCUGGGUUUGGAAGAAGCUUUUUACCUAUGCUAUUCAUUGAAAUGCCUCACAAUUGUGAGUGACGAUCAUUGUCCAAAGAAUGAUGUAGAGCUAUGGCAGUGCAUGAUAUCAAAAAAAUCGGCUUUCCCUGAUUUCUACAAGGCUUAUGCGCAUCUUCGAAUGAAAAAUUGGGUCGUUAAGUCCGGUUCCACUUACGGUGUGGACUUUGUCGCCUAUCGGCACCAUCCCUCUCUGGUCCAUUCUGAAUAUGCUGUGCUUGUUUUGUCCGAAGGAGAGGAUGAGGUAAAUGGCCGAUUGAGGUUGUGGUCUGAUCUUCAUUGCACAACUCGACUUAGCGGAAGCGUUGUGAAGACGCUUUUAGUUCUGAAGAUCAAUAAAAAUGGCAAUGGUGCUGCCUCUUCAUCAUCUUUGGAGAAAUACACCGUCAUAGAGCGCACAAUCACAAGGUGGCGUCCUGAACAAUGCCGUGAAAAUCCUAUGAUAGACGAAAAGAUUACCAAGCAACGAGAAGCUCUUGGAAAAGCAGCAACUUUGAAGACGAAAUUUAUCACAAAACAGGAUGUAAAAUUGAAGAAGGGCGUAGUUGGAAUCGCAAGCAGUCUUAUUGUAGUUAGUGUUAGUCUUACUUUAGUUCUUAUUUCCAUUAUGGUAAGUCGUCGGUUUUGUUUAAAUUAAGUAUUCUUGAGUUAGUAUUUAUUGGAUUUAUGAGUUGGUGUUUACCAUUUACAAGAAAGUGGAGCUAUCAUACCCCGUAGUCCGCAGCUGCCAUUCUUCGUUGUAAGCUUUGGAUUGAAAGAGAUGGCCAAGCAUUCCAGAAAGUGAAUUACCUUUCUCUUGA
Messenger RNA from Juglans microcarpa x Juglans regia, 2289 nucleotides. Its product is annotated as tRNA-splicing endonuclease subunit Sen2-1-like. Gene Ontology annotation, biological process: tRNA splicing, via endonucleolytic cleavage and ligation; tRNA-type intron splice site recognition and cleavage. Gene Ontology annotation, cellular component: tRNA-intron endonuclease complex. Gene Ontology annotation, molecular function: nucleic acid binding; tRNA-intron lyase activity. The transcript has 10 exons. The record is from RefSeq and is a predicted model, not a curated record. Bases 1224 to 2126 code for a protein of 300 amino acids. NCBI's taxonomy places the organism in Eukaryota, Viridiplantae, Streptophyta, Magnoliopsida, Fagales, Juglandaceae.